AUGUUUGUCCCAGCUCAUGUGAUCCGUUCUUCAGGAUGUGGAGGGCGAAGGGAUAGGUAUGGAUUCGGAGUUGUAGAGGGGUCAAAUUUGACGACAAAAGCAACGAAAUCCACGAAAAGGCUGCAGUCUCAGCUGGCAAGGCUCCAUCUUGACCCACAAUGGCUGCUUGUCUGGCAUGAAGCUGUUCAACAAUUUGGUCUCUCCCACAUCGUGCAGCCUUGUGCAUCCAUGUUCCUCCAUGCCACCCCAUCGCCUACCAACUACGGCAUAUACCCCUAUCACCCUUGCCAUUGGCAUUCUCUUCGCAUCCUCUUCGCCCCUAACCCCACCCUCAAACGUUCAAUGCCCAUCCCCGCCAAAUCUCUCCAACAAACUACAAAGCUCUCAGUCGACCACAGCACGGUUAAUGGAAGACACAUGUAUCUCAAUGGAGUUCACUCCACUGCCAACGCCAACCUGCCCAGCCAGUUCGACGCCCAAGCCAUGGAUGCUUGCAGCGUCAACGUCGUUUACAAUGGCAUGACGACCUACAAGAUAACGAAUCCCUAA
Molecule: messenger RNA, 549 nt
Organism: Laccaria bicolor S238N-H82
Lineage: Eukaryota; Fungi; Basidiomycota; Agaricomycetes; Agaricales; Hydnangiaceae
Exons: 5
Coding region: 1-549 (182 amino acids)
Source: RefSeq, a predicted model, not a curated record